CUGACCACCAACAACACCUCUCCGUAGCCCAUACACGACACAAGGCUUCUAUGGCUUCAAACAGUCUGUUCGGCAGCACCAGCCCCAUGCUGUACUGGGACCCGGUGGUGAAGCGUCGGCCGACACCAUCGCCCACCAACCUCCAACCGGACGACCAGGAGGUGCGGCCCCUCCACCAGCCCCCCAGAGGCCUGGUACGGACCGAAAGCCCGAACUUCCUCUGCAGCAGCCUGCCGCAGCACUGGAGGUGUAACAAGACCCUGCCGAGAGCCUUCACUGUGGUUGCCCUGGGCAACGACGUGCCAGAUGGCGCGGUUGUCACAGUGAUGGCCGGCAAUGAAGACAACAGCAGCGCUGAGCUGCGCAACGCCACGGCAACCAUGAAGCAGGGUUAUGCCCAAUUCAACGACCUCCGCUUCGUGGGCCGCAGCGGGAGAGGCAAGAGUUUCACCCUCUCCAUCAAUGUGCUGACCUCGCCCCCACAGAUCGCCACCCUACACAGAGCCAUCAAGGUUACUGUGGACGGACCGCGACUGCCCAGACGACAAAGGCAGAAGGAGGCGAAGUCGGAAGGGCUCAGGCUCUCCGGCAGCAGCGCUGCGUCAUCAGACUGUAGAUCGUUCUCCUCCUCUCUGUGGACCAGUGAGCCGUCGUUCUUGGGCCACGUGACUUCUCUGACCUCCUCCUUCAGUCCGAGCCCCAGGAUGCACCACCUACCCGCCCUCCCCUACUCCACCCAGCCUCCGCCCUACAGCGCCUUCCUGUCUUCUCCUGCUCCCCCCGCCCCACCGCUGAGCCACAGUGGUCCCUUCCAGCCUGGCAGCUUCUACUACGGACCCAACCAACCGCUCCAAACCGCAGGGGAGGACAGAAACGUCGUCACGGCACUGACCAAUUAUAUAUAAGGGGCGUGUCUGUCUUUAAGAGGGGAGGAGCCUGUCUGGAGACCUUAUUGAUGAUUGGAUGAGUUGUGUUUAAAUGUCAUCUUAAAAUAAUUUAGUAAUUCAGUGAGUUUUGGGAAGUUUUCAU
Molecule: messenger RNA, 1029 nt
Organism: Xiphias gladius (swordfish)
Lineage: Eukaryota; Metazoa; Chordata; Actinopteri; Istiophoriformes; Xiphiidae
Gene: runx2a
Product: RUNX family transcription factor 2a
Exons: 7
Coding region: 51-905 (284 amino acids)
Biological process (GO): regulation of transcription by RNA polymerase II; hemopoiesis; regulation of cell differentiation
Cellular component (GO): nucleus
Molecular function (GO): ATP binding; RNA polymerase II cis-regulatory region sequence-specific DNA binding; DNA-binding transcription factor activity, RNA polymerase II-specific
Source: RefSeq, a predicted model, not a curated record